Messenger RNA from Oppia nitens, 1170 nucleotides. Its product is annotated as pristinol synthase-like. The record is from RefSeq and is a predicted model, not a curated record. Bases 1 to 1170 code for a protein of 389 amino acids. The transcript is spliced from 2 exons. NCBI's taxonomy places the organism in Eukaryota, Metazoa, Arthropoda, Arachnida, Sarcoptiformes, Oppiidae.
AUGGCAAAUAAUAACUAUUUAAUGCAAGUGCACAACAUUUGCGACAUAAAGUUACGCCACUAUCCGCGCAAAUAUCCGAUACCGAAGUUUAAGACCCGAUUUCCGUUCAAACGUAAUCCGAUAGACAUUACUGUCGCCGAUACCGAUAAACUACAUCAAUGGUUAUACAAACAGUUUCCGACCAGUUAUAUAUCAGCGGAAAACUAUCGUAAACUGGCCAUCAAUUCUGUAUUGAUUACGGCUUAUUUCUAUCCGCUAUGUCAUCUAAAGGACAGGUAUUAUCAUAUUUUACAGCAUAUGAUCUAUUUUUUUGUUAUGGAUGACAAUACUGAGGAACCGUGGGGUCGACUCAAUAGUAUGGAUAAUAUGGAUGAGUGUAGACGUGUUUGGGCACAGGUUAAGACACUAGUGGCCAAUAUAAGUAGCUGCGGCGGCCACCAAAUUUCCAGUAGUAUUAGUAGUCCAGCCCUCGAUGACGAUGUCGACCGUAUGGAGCCAUACGUUCAGAUAAUUCGGCCGACAUUUACGAACAUUUAUCAGUCACUGAAUGGCCAACAGUGGCUGCGUUUUGCCGAUUCGUGGUUAGACUACUGUACCGCUAAUGUCGAAGAAAACCAAACCAAAGGUCAACAACGGUUUGUUUCUGUCAAUCAAAUGUUAAACCUUCGCCGGAAAACCAUAGGUCUAAUACCUACAGUAUUAUCACUAGAAUAUGCCUACAAUAUUGAGAUCCAUGAGUCCGAAUGGUUGGACCCACGCAUGCAAUUACUAUUGCAAUUACUAAACGAUCAUAUUAUCUAUAUUAACGAUUUGUUUUCAUUUGAAAAAGAGCUCAAAUCAAAUAUCAUUGUAAAAUCUAAUACAAUGGGCACCGGUAGCCAUCACUCACUCGUUGAUGACCGACAAGUAUUGCCACAAAUGGCCAAUACUGUAGCCCAGACUGCUGUUGAACUAAACUGUUCAAUACCUGAUGCACAGACAGUUAUUUGCAAACGUAUUGAACAAUUGGAGAUUGAAAUGAUAAAACUAGUGGUCGAUUGGGAACAAAGUAGUUGUAAUAAUGGCCAGUCGUUAAGUCCCGGUGUCCGACAAUUUAUUAGAGGACAACUCUAUAUGCCCGGCGGUAACUAUCGGUUCAGUUUAGGUGUCGAUAGAUAUAAUAAAUUUUGA